Molecule: messenger RNA, 1003 nt
Organism: Ciona intestinalis (vase tunicate)
Lineage: Eukaryota; Metazoa; Chordata; Ascidiacea; Phlebobranchia; Cionidae
Product: podocan-like
Molecular function (GO): protein binding
Source: RefSeq, a predicted model, not a curated record
GUUAAUUUUUAUUGGUAGUUUAUAUAAUUUUUAAAAUCUUAUGGCAGAAGAAGCAGCAGCUGUGGCAUCAAGAUGCCAAGAAGCGCAGGAAACUGGUGUUUUGAAUUUAUCAGCUUGUGGCUUGAUGGAGGUGCCAACUACUGCUUUAUAUUUAUUUCUUAAGGAUGUAGAAGUAACUAAAAUAGACUUGUCGGACAAUCAAUUAAAACGAAUACCGCCGAAAUUGUUAAGUACUUUUCCCAAAGUUCAGACACUUAUUGUGAAGAAUAAUCUGCUGACUUCGUUACCCAAACAAUUAGUAGAUCUUCAGUGUUUGACAAAGAUUGAUAUUUCAAUGAACAAGUUAACUGCAAUUCCAACAUUACCUUCAUCAUCUGUAUAUGUUGACUUAUCGAAAAAUGAAAUAACAGAAAUAGGAGAAGAAGAAAUAGAAAUUAUAAGUAAUUCAAAAGAAUUUAUUCUGGUUGGUAACCAAUUGGAUAACCCAUCGAAAACAAAGAUUGAACACCAAAAUCAUGUUCGUGUCUAACAACCCCAAACCUUUUGUGAUGCACGCUAGAUAAUUUAAAUUUCAUACACUUUAAUUGUUAUUCAUAUUGAGCUUUGGAUUGUUUGUUAUCAUGUGGAAGUGCAUAUUGUCAUUAUCUAAUAAUUAUAACACUAAAAAAGUAGUUUUUUUAAAUAUAUAUAAUAUAAUAUAAAACCAUAUAUUUUAUAUCUGAUUUAAAUUAUAAAAAAAAUAUGACUCGUUUUUUAAUGUUCACAAAAUUGUAGUACAUUUGAAUCAGUUAGAUUUUUUUUAUUUGUUUUCACACAAAAUUAAAGAAUCGUAUUUGUUAAAUACAUGUUGCAUUGCACUUAUUAAUGCGUAUGCUUUUCCGUAUUUUUAAUAAUUAUAUUUAAACAAUCAUGUUUUAAAAACAUUUUAAAAUCAUAACUUACAGUUAGAGCAGUACGAGUGAUUUUCUCUCUCAAAAUGAGUUAAAACUUAUUCAUUCAAUAG